AUGCAGCAAGUGUUAAUCAACGAAUCUGUUAUAGGAAAAAUGUAACAUCUGACCAUGUUGCUUUAACUUCAUAUCUUCAUGAAACCUUCUAGCUUUGACUUGAGUUGGCGAUUUUGGUCAGCUUUAUUUUUAUUUAGCGGCACCAGUGUAAUAUACAUACAUCAGACGUAUCAUCCAUAGACAUAUGCAUUCAUUGUAACUUUCCUAGAAUGGUGCUGAAUUUUUGUGAAUGAUUAGCGGCAUUCCAGUGAAAUCAGUUUGGUAAUAAAUUUCUACCCAUACCUUAAAAAGAAGCACCACCCGUAACAAGGAUUUCAAUUCUUCACAGUAAAUCAUUCCUUUCCAAUUUGUUUUCUAAUCCAACAAAUUGUGAAGAAUAUAUCAUUUUAGUUACUAAACAUACAGAGAGAGGGAAAAUGUCUCAGCCUUACCCUCUUUGCAAUAAUUCCCCAUCUUUUUCUUUCCAUUGUCGCAAACCCUUCACCAUCACCACUUCUCAUUCCAAAACCCUUCUCCACGCCUCACGCUUCUCCUUCCAAGUGUUCAACACUAUACCCCAUGCAAAACUCGACGACCCAGAUGCAAAUUCUUCGUCUUCCACCAAAACCUCCAUCUGGGUCAACCCCAGAAGCCCCAGAGGCAAACGCCUUUGGAAAAUUUCCCCUAAUGCCAGGUCAUCAUUUCUCAACAAACUCACCAAGUCUCUGGAUUCCUGCAACCCCACCGAGAAACACGUCUCUGAAAUCCUCAACGUUUUAGGGGACAAAGUUUUCGAACGCGACGCCGUGUUUAUUCUCAAUGCCAUGGUGAAUCCCGAUACUGCACUCCUCGCUCUAAAGUACUUCCAGCAGAAGAUUAGCCACGUUAAGCACGUUGUUCUUUACAACGUUACCCUGAAGCUGUUUAGGGCGGUUAGGGAUUUCGAAGGAGCAGAGAAGCUGUUUGAUGAAAUGCUUCAAAAAGGGGUCGACCCUGAUAUCAUUACAUUUUCAACCAUGAUUAGCGCUGCUUCGCUGUGUUCGUUGCCACAUAAGGCUACGGAGUGGUUUGAGAAAAUGCCCUCCUUUGGGGUUGAACUUGAAUCCAAUGACAUUGCAGCCUCCUUUAUGAUUCAUGCUUAUGCGCUUAGUGGUAAUGCUGAUAUGGCUUUUAAACUGUAUGAUCGUGCAAAAGCAGAGAAAUGGCGGGUUGAAACUGAGGCUUUCUCAGCAUUAAUUAAGAUGUGUGGGAUAUUGGAGAAUUUUGAUGGAUGUUUAAGUGUUUACAAUGAUAUGAAGGUUCUUGAUGUCAAGCCUAACUUGGCAACUUACAACGUUCUGUUGUAUGCCAUGGGGAGAGGCAAGAGGGCCCGAGAUGCCAAGGCUAUAUUUGAGGAGAUGAUAAAUAAUGGAUUUUCACCAACUUGGCCUACCUAUGGAGCUCUUUUACAAGCCUAUUGUAAAGCACGGUUCCGUGACAAAGCGCUGGGAGUUUACAAGGAAAUGAAGGAAAAGGGAAUGAAUUUGGAUGUAGUUCUUUAUAACUUGCUUUUUGACAUGUAUGUUGAUGUUGGCUGCAUGGAUGAAGCUCUAGAAAUCUUUGAAGACAUGAAGAGUUCGGGAACUUGCCAGCCAGAUAAUUUUACAUACUCCUGCUUGAUCAACAUGUACAGUUCUCAUCUCAAACACACCGAGUCUUUGGAGUCGUCCAAUCCAUGGGAGCAACACGUCUCCAUGAUCUUGAAGGAUGUAGGGGACAAGGUUUCGGAAGGAGAUGUGAUAUUUAUUCUUAAAAGGAUGGUGGAUCCCAACACUGCAUCCUUUGUUCUUAGAUACUUACUGGACAAGAUUAAAUUCAGUAGAGAUAAGGAGGUGAUUUUUUACAAUGUGACCCUGAAUUUGUUUAGGAAGUCUAGGGAUUUUGAAGGAGCAAAGAAGUUGUUUGAUGAAAUGCUUCAAAGAGGGAUCAAACCUAAUAACAUUACAUUUUCAACUAUUGUUAAUUGUGCUAGUGCGUCUGGUUUGCCCAAUAUGGCUGUGGAGUGGAUUGAAAAGAUGUCUGGCUUUGGGUGUGAACCUGAUGGCACCACAUGCUCAUCGAUGGUAUAUGCUUAUGCACGCACUAAUAAUGCUGAUAAGGCUCAGAAUCUAUAUGAUCGUGCAAAGGCAGAGAAAUGGUGCCUUGAUGUGGUACCAUUCUCAACAUUGAUUAAGAUGUAUGCCAUGUCAAGAAACUAUGAUAAAUGCUUGAAACUUUACCGAGAAAUGAAGGUUCUGGGUGUGAAGCCUAAUGUGGCAACGUAUAACACUCUGUUGGGUGCCAUGUUGAGAGCUAAGAAUCACAAACAGGCCAAGACUAUAUAUAAAGAGAUGAAAAGUAAUGGAGUGCCACCAGAUUUUAUAACAUAUGCAUCUCUUUUGGAAGUCUAUAUUAGAGCACAACGCAGUGAAGAUGCUUUUGGUGUUUAUAAGGAAAUGAAGGGGAGUGGAGUGGAUAUGACUGCAGAUCUUUAUAACAAGCUUUUAGCUAUGUGUGUUGAUGUUGGCCACAUAGAUAAAGCUGUUGAAAUUUUUGAUGAAAUGAAAAGUUCUAGGACUUGCCAGCCUGACAGUUGGACAUUUUCAUCCUUGGUUACCAUAUAUUCCCGCAGUGGGAAAGUUUCGGAGGCGGAAGGGAUAUUGAACGAAAUGAUCCAUUCUGGAUGUCAACCUAAUAUUUUUGUUCUGACAUCGCUUGUCCAAUGCUAUGGAAAAGCUAAGCGAACUGAUGAUGUUGUGAAGAUAUUUAAUCGACUUGUGGAAUUGGGCAUUGUUCCAAAUGAUCAAUUCUGUUGUUGUCUUCUAAAUGUUCUGACUCAAACACCAAAAGAAGAGCUUGGUAAGGUAACAGGUUGCAUUGAGAAGGCUAAUACUAAGCUUGGGACGGUAGUAAGAUAUUUGUUGAAAGAGCAGGAGGGUGAUGGAGACUUUAGAAAGGACACAAUAGAACUUUUAAAUUCAAUUGAUGCUGAAGUAAAGAAGCCUUUAUGCAAUUGUUUAAUUGAUCUUUGUGUCAGCCUGAAUGUGCUUGAAAGGGCAUGUGACCUUCUGGACCUAGGACACACGCUUGAGAUAUAUACAAAUAUACAAUCUAGAUCUCAAACUCAGUGGUCUUUGCAUUUGAAGGAGCUCUCAAUUGGAGCUGCUAUGACUGCGUUACAUGUUUGGAUAAAUGAUGACUUGUCUAAGGCAUUGGAAUCAGGAGAAGACCUUCCACCACUACUUGGAAUUAAUACUGGGCAGGGAAAACGAAAUCUCAAGUAUUCAAACAAACGCUUGGCUAGUGUAAUUGAAUCACAUUUGAAGGAACUCAAUGCUCCAUUUCAUGAGGCUGAUCCUGGCUGGUUUUUGGUUACAAAGACAGCAGCCAAAUCAUGGCUAGAGUCAAGGGGUUCAACCAAAUCAGUUGCUGGUUUGAACUCUCUGGUUUUAGGUGUUCCAACAAUGGCCCUUUAGUAUCGAUGGUGUUAAUUUGGGAACGAUGUGCCAUGUUAUUUUUUUUUUUUUGGCAUUUUUCUAUUCCUUUUGUCUUUGUGGAAAUUUUGUAUUAGCAUGUUCUUGUGAGGAAGAAAAGUGGGAACACGUGAUUUUAGUAUUAUUUUCAAUAUUAAUUUAAUUUUAAUAUUGUAUUGAAACCAUUGAAAAGCUCUGUUAACCGGAACAAGAUCUUCUCCAUUUUUUUUCAUUUCUUUCAUUACUAAGCUUUUGGAAAAAUAAAUGAAACGAAGAUGAUACACUUUUUAUC
Molecule: messenger RNA, 3762 nt
Organism: Cajanus cajan (pigeon pea)
Lineage: Eukaryota; Viridiplantae; Streptophyta; Magnoliopsida; Fabales; Fabaceae
Product: pentatricopeptide repeat-containing protein At4g16390, chloroplastic
Biological process (GO): positive regulation of translation
Cellular component (GO): chloroplast stroma
Molecular function (GO): rRNA primary transcript binding; protein binding; mRNA binding
Source: RefSeq, a predicted model, not a curated record